Molecule: messenger RNA, 933 nt
Organism: Gavia stellata (red-throated loon)
Lineage: Eukaryota; Metazoa; Chordata; Aves; Gaviiformes; Gaviidae
Gene: HSD17B3
Product: hydroxysteroid 17-beta dehydrogenase 3
Exons: 11
Coding region: 1-933 (310 amino acids)
Cellular component (GO): endoplasmic reticulum
Molecular function (GO): oxidoreductase activity
Source: RefSeq, a predicted model, not a curated record
AUGGAAGCGUUCCAGCAUCAGCUCCUCACUCUUAUUGGCAGUCUGAUCUGUUUCUGUACUCUGGUAAAAUGCAUCAGAUUUAUGAAAUACAUUUUCCCACAUAUCUGGAGUGCUUUGCCUCAGACUUUCUUUCGAUCGCUGGGAGAAUGGGCAGUGGUCACAGGAGCAGGAGAUGGCCUUGGAAAAGCAUAUUCCUUUGAGCUGGCAAAACGUGGAUUAAAUGUAGUUAUGAUAAGCAGAACUCUUGAGAAACUGCAGAGAGUAGCCUCUGAAGUUGAGCAGGCCACAGGUCAAAAGGUGAAGGUUAUACAAGCUGAUUUCACCAAAAAUUCAGUGUAUGAGAACAUCGAAAAAAGUCUGCAAGGGUUGGAUAUUGGUGUUCUGGUUAACAAUGUUGGAAUGCUUCAUAAUCCUCUUCCGUGCCGUUUCCUUAAUGGACCAGACAUAGAUGAGAACCUUAUCAACUGCAACGUUAUUUCUGUUACAAAGAUGACAAAAAUAAUUUUGAAACAAAUGGAGCCAAGACAAAAAGGUCUUAUUCUGAAUCUGUCCUCUGGUCUGGGUACUUUCCCUUGUCCAUUAUACACAAUGUACUCAGCUUCUAAGGCUUUUAUAAGCACUUUCUCCAAAGCACUACAAGCAGAGUAUAAGGCAAAGGGAAUUAUCAUACAGGUAGUGGCUCCUUACGGUGUUUCUACUCCAAUGACAAUGUACCAAAAACCCAGUCUUAUUACAAAGACGGCAGAAGAGUUUGUUGGUGAAUCACUGGAUUAUGUCACCUUUGGAGAUCAGAUUUUUGGAUGUUUAGCCCAUGAAAUGCUGGCAUGUGUCCUGCAGUUCAUCCCUUUGUGGGUAUUCCAUAGCGACAGACUUCAAGAAGCAGUCCUGCAUGCAUUUACCAGUUAUCUGAAGAAGAGGUGGAGGAACCCCUAA